Glarea lozoyensis ATCC 20868 is the source of this 7206-nucleotide messenger RNA. Its product is annotated as Thiolase-like protein. Gene Ontology annotation, biological process: secondary metabolite biosynthetic process; fatty acid biosynthetic process. The record is from RefSeq and is a predicted model, not a curated record. The coding region runs from base 1 to 7206 and encodes 2401 amino acids. Gene Ontology annotation, molecular function: oxidoreductase activity; zinc ion binding; phosphopantetheine binding. The transcript has 3 exons. Lineage: Eukaryota; Fungi; Ascomycota; Leotiomycetes; Helotiales; Helotiaceae.
AUGUCAAGUAAAGAAAGAAAUACGUCUGGCGACGCUGUUGCCAUUAUUGGUUUAUCAUGUCGCUUUCCUGGGAAAGCAACAAAUCCUUCCAAGUUCUGGGACUUGUUGAAAGAGGGAAGGCAUGGCUUUUCAACUUCGACGGACAGAUACAAUGCAGAGGCGUUUCAGCAUCCAGUGGGUAAUGGCAAACGACAGAAUGUUAUUCCGACUAAGGGUGGAUACUUCUUGGAACAAGAUCCUUAUGUGUUUGACGCUGCCUUUUUCAACAUUACGGCUGCAGAGGCAAUGGCUCUUGAUCCAAGACAGCGUAUUGCGAUGGAAGUCGCCUAUGAAGCUUUCGAAAACGCCGGCAUGCCUCUUCAAAAGGUUGCAGGAAGCCAAACUGCCUGCUACAUGGGAGCUUCGAUGAGCGAUUAUCGGGACGGUGUAGCUCGAGACUUCGCGAACUUUCCCAAAUAUCAUAUUCUCGGAGUUAGUGACGAAAUGAUUUCCAAUCGCAUUUCCCACUUUUUAGAUAUCCAUGGUCCAAGCGCAACUAUACAGACAGCAUGUUCUUCCAGUCUUGUGGCAACCCAUCUUGCUUGUCAAAGCUUACGUUCUGGAGAAUCUGAAAUGGCAUUAGCCGGUGGCGUUGGCCUCAUUCUGAGUACAGACGGCACAAUGCAUUUGAGCAAUUUAGGAUUUCUCAAUCCAACUGGGCAUUCUAGAUCGUUCGACAAAGAUGCAGGAGGAUACGGUCGAGGUGAGGGGUGUGGAGUUCUUGUCUUGAAAAUGCUAGAUAAUGCUGUUCGAGAUGGUGAUAACAUUCGUGCUGUCAUUCGUGGUUCUGGUGUCAAUUCUGAUGGUUGGACACAAGGAGUUACAAUGCCUUCGCUGGAGGCGCAGGCAAACCUUAUAGAUUAUGUCUAUAAAUCAAACGGUCUGGACUACACCUCAAUUCAAUACGUAGACUGUCACGGAACCGGCACCAAAGUGGGCGACCCAAUUGAAGCAGAAGCUAUUCAUCGGACAAUUGGCCAAAAGAUGUCAUCAUCUCGCAAAAAGCUCUAUGUUGGAAGUGUCAAGCCAAACAUUGGCCACCUCGAAGCGGCUGCCGGCGUGGCAAGUAUUAUCAAAGGAGUGCUGGCUUUAGAACGAGGACUUAUUCCGCCUAAUCUGAAUUUCACCACUCCAAAUCCUUCCAUCCCACUAGAUGAGUGGAAUAUGGUGGUACCGACAAAGUUGACUGCCUGGCCUGCAGCGGCAGUGAAACGCAUGAGCGUCAGUGGCUUUGGGAUGGGAGGGACGAACGCACAUAUUGUUAUGGAAGGAUUCAAGCAAUCUGCUGCAAUUCGAAAUCCCAAUGGCAUAACAAUUUCUACCAAGAAAAUAUCAAAGAGGCUGUUUGUCUUCAGCAGUCACGAUAAAGCUGGUUUCAGACGUAUCAGCCAAGCAAUCCUCGCAUUCUUGGACACUCUCGGCCCUGCCACAUCAAGUUCAGGAUAUCUUGCGAACUUGGCGCACACUUUGGCCGUUGCUCGUUCAGGUCUCUCCUGGAAAACAUCAAUCGUUGCAGAGAACACUGCAGAUCUGCGCGAGCAGCUUUCAACAAUGGUCGGAGAUGAUGCGACACGUUCACCUACCAAGGCCCCACGCAUUGGAUUCGUAUUCACGGGCCAAGGUGCCCAGUGGGCUCGGAUGGGCGUCGAAUUGCUUGAGCGACAUGUUUUUGCAGAGUCUGUAGCAAAGUCAACUCAAUUUCUAAGAGAAAUGGGAGCAAAUUGGGAUCCUAUUGCAGAGCUCAUCAAAGAACAAAAAGAGUCCAGGCUUGGCCUACCUCAGAUCAGUCAACCUAUCUGCACAGUGCUUCAGAUCGCUCUUGUCGAAGAACUGAGAUCUUGUGGAAUUAAACCUUCCAAAGUGGUUGGACACAGUUCUGGUGAGAUUGCAGCAGCUUACACUAUUGGCGCCUUGUCCCAUCGUGAUGCGAUUGCAAUUGCUUACUUCAGGGGCACCGCGUCCGCUGGACUGAGCGCCAAGCAGCUUGAUGGUGGAAUGAUGGCUGUUGGCUGUUCCAGAGCAGAAGCACAGAAGCUCAUGAAAAACUCCAAAAUCCAAGCAACGGUCGCUUGUGUUAAUUCUCCGUCGAAUGUCACGUUAUCGGGUGAUGUCGUUGCAUUGGAAGCGCUUCGCAUCAUCUUCGAUGGGCUCGGCAUAUUCGCUCGGCGCCUCAAGGUAGAUGUUGCAUAUCACUCAUCUCACAUGCAUCUCUGCUCAGCAGAAUACUACGCUUCGAUUACAGACAUAGAACACUAUCAAGAAGAUUCAGCCCAGGAAAACCAGAUCGUGAUGGUAUCAAGUGUCACAGGUACCGAGAUAGAUCAUGAGCUUUUACUACCUUAUUAUUGGAUUCGUAACUUGGUGUCUCCAGUUCUGUUCACAGAUGCGGUCAAAGAAUUGGUGUCGCCUGGCGAUGGUGAUGGCGAAAAAGAACUUGAUCUACUCCUCGAGGUUGGUCCACACAGCGCCCUUGGUGGGCCAAUAGAGCAAAUACUAUCGAGCCAUGGAAUCGAAAACGUGCAUUACAAGUCGGUACUCGUGCGAGGCAAGAAUGCUCUGAACACUGUACUUACUCUCGCAGAUGAGCUUUUCCGUCAAGGCGUGGCUGUAAAUAUAUCCAAGGCAAAUGGUGACACAAAUUGUCGCCUUUUGGCGGAUCUUCCCCCUUAUUCUUGGAAUCAUACCGAAAGCUUCCGUGCAGAUUCUCGUCUGCAACGCGAGGUUGUUACUCAGCAGUUUCCAACACAAAGCCUUCUGGGUGCCAUGAUGCCGACUUUGGAAGAGAACGAGCGGAUCUGGCGUAGUUUCAUUCGUCUUAAUGACGAACCAUGGUUACGAAGUCACGUUGUAGGCACGACGGUGUUAUUUCCAGGCGCAGGUAUGAUCAGUAUCGUGCUUGAGGCGGCGCAACAAAUCAAAGAAAUCAAUAAAUCUGCUCUUGCCUACAAAUUGCGCGACAUCUCUUUCUUGGCUGGUUUGGUUCUUACCGAGGAUGUUGCAACUGAGAUUACCGUCCACUUACGGCCUCACUUGAUGGCCACUUCUGGCUCUACCCAACCAGUCUGGUGGGAAUUCACCGUCUCCUCGUGUUCUGGACCGACAGGAAAACUCCGAAACAAUUGCCGUGGUCUGUUGAGUAUUAUCUACGAGGAAACUAGCAGUCCGCAAAUGUUAGAAGAAGAAUCCAAAGUUGAAGCAAAUCGCAUUGCGAAAUAUCAGAGUACAUUGAUCGAGCUGCCACAAACUUGUACCAAGAAAUUCUUCUACGAACGCUUCGCCAAGUCGGCUCUGCCAUAUGGUGAAGUCUUUCAAGGCGUAGAAAAUUGUCGUCCGGGACCCGGAAAGACCUGUUACGACGUGAAGCUUAUUGAUAUAGGCGAGACAUUCUCCAAAGGCAAACUAGCCCGCCCUUUUCUUAUAAGUCCGGCAACCUUAGAUGCAGUUCUUCAAGGCUGGCUUGGAAGUACUUGCUAUGAUUCUGCAGACAAGGAAAACAACGGUAAUUUUGGUUUCGGCAAGCCAAUGGUUCCUACUUCCAUCCGCGGGCUAGAGAUAUCCGUCAAUAUAUCCGCAGAUGCGGGUCAUACAAUGCCUAGUGUAUGUACCUCACAUCCACACGGCUUUAAUGAGUAUUCAGCAAACAUCGACAUUUUUGAUGAGAACUUAUCACAAGUUCUUUUAUCAGUUAAUGACUUUCGGUUAUCCCCUUUGGAGAUAGACGAUGGUGAUGAAGCAUCAAAAGAAGAGGGUCUCUCGAAUGUUGAUGCUGCCGCUAUCUCAUCUCAAGUCCGUUGGGACUACGCACUAGAUGGUUUAGAUGCCGAUGGAAUGAAACAAAUUGUGCUAGAAGACGAGACCGUCAAUAUUGAGGAAAAAGCCACUAGGUUCUUGCAGAUAGUCCUACACCAGCGUCCGGCACUCAAUAUUGUUGAAGUAGUAAGAAAGCUCGGCGACGCGUCUAACACGAUCAUAUCACGCUUACCCAGCGGUUCAAUUCUUACAAGUCAAGCACGUUACGCAGUUGUUGAUGAUUUUGGGGACGAUUUUAGCAACAACGACGACAACGGUCUCAGGUCUUUCAAACUUGAUGCGUCCGUCAGUGUUUCCGAAACAGAUUCUUCGGUAAACCUAUUUAUAUUUUCCUGCAAUGCCGAGAACGGGCUUCUUGGGGAUAUCGACAGCAUAGUAAAACGUCUAGUGACUUUAGCAACCCCUGACGCGGCUUUCAUCAUUGCGACCUCUGCUUCUAUCCCCAAUACCGACAUCAAAGAGCCUCCAUCACUUCCCGCACUCAACUCUAAAGGUUUCAAUCUUGUUGCCAGCAUUUCUGACGACGUCGGGCAGCUCUUUUAUUACCGGAGCAACAAUAAUAUUCAAGAUCUACCCAAAAAGCUUACCAACGGCACGCAUCCACAGGAAGUACAUAUUCUAGAGCCAAUAUUCGUAUCACAUCAAUCCGAAAUAGUUUCAAAAGAGCUGCGAGAUAAUUUGGUGGAUCAGGGUUUUGUUGUCACCACCAGCAAGGGCCUAGGAACGAUCAAAACAAACGUGAACGAUGUCAACAAACAAAUAUAUAUUGCCCUACUCGAAUUGGAAAGCCCAGUUCUGGAAGAUCUUUCUGAGUCAGAGUUCCAGAACAUCAAAAAGCUAUUCCUUAGUAGCGAGAGACUCCUCUGGAUUACCCGUGGCGAUAACCCAUCAUUUGGAAUCGUCGACGGCGUUGCAAGAUGUGUCAACAACGAGAUUGCGAGCACCAGGUUUCAAGUCUUGCAUCUCAGUAAAGAAGGAAUAAACCAUGGUCCUAGGCUUGCAAUACGUGUGCUCAAACAUUUAGAAGCGACGGCAGAUAACGAGUUUCGAGAGAGAAAUGGCUGUCUUCAAGUUCAGCGUAUUUACAAGGGCCACAACGAGGACGAGCAUAUACGCAACCAUCUGGAAGAUUCUACUCGUGUCUCGAGCAUUAACGAUGCGAAUGCUUUGUUCAGUCUCACUAUCGGAAAACCUGGCCUUUUGGAUACGCUGCACUUUAUCCGAGAGGAAAAUUACCUCGACUUGCCACUUGCCAAAACCGAGAUUGAGGUGGAAGUAAAGGCUACCGGUCUUAACUUUAGGGAUAUUAUGGCUUCUAUGGGUCUUGUUCCCGUCACAGGCCUUGGUCAAGAAGCUUGUGGUAUUGUCCUUAGAGCCGGUACAUUGGCAGCCGAGUCUUUUAAGAUUGGUGAUCGUGUCAGCACCCUAUCAAUUGGGGGAGUCCACGCAACCAAGGCCAUAUGCGACUUUCGCGUUACUGCGAAGAUACCCGAAAAAUUGUCUUUUGAAGAAGGAGCAGCAUCGUCGAUGGCACAUAUUACCGCUUACUACGCUCUCGUCAAGCUUGCUAGAUUGCGUCGCGGCCAGUCUGUCCUGAUUCAUGCCGCGGCAGGAGGAGUAGGACAAGCAGCUGUACAACUAGCAAAGCAUCUGGGGCUGGUGGUUUACGUUACUGUGGGCUCAGAGGACAAGCGCCGGUUUAUGACCGAGCAUUUUGGUAUCGUCCCGGAACACAUUUUCAAUUCGCGAGACAGCAGUUUUGCAAAAGGUAUCCACCGUGUGACAGCAGGACGCGGCGUGGAUUGCGUUCUCAAUUCUCUUUCAGGCGAGCUCCUUCGUAUCUCAUGGAAUUGCCUUGCUACCUUCGGUACAUUUGUGGAAAUUGGUCUUCGUGAUAUCACAGAUAACAUGCGUCUCGAUAUGCGUCCUUUUAGCAAAAGCGCUACCUUCACCUACUUGGAUAUUCCGACUCUUAUCAAAGAAGAUCCUACUGCUAUAGGAGAAGCUCUUGCCGAAGUAUUCAAGCUCUUACAGAAGGAUAUUCUCCAAGUUCCCUCUCCACUGACCACAUACCCUGUUGGCAAGGUGGAAGAUGCCUUUCGCAUUAUGCAGCAAGGAAAGCAUCGCGGCAAAAUCGUCUUGACUUUUCAAGAGGAAGAUAAGAAGAAUGCUCGUGUGCUGUGCAAAGCAAAAGAUUCGCUCAAACUUGAUCCAACUGGAACUUAUCUCUUCGUCGGCGGGCUAGGAGGCCUAGGGCGCAGUCUGGCUAAAGAGUUUGUUGCUUCCGGUGCACGAAACAUUGCGCUCAUUUCAAGAUCAGGAACCAGCAAAGCAGAGAGCAAAGCUGUUGUAGACGAGUUGAUUGCGCUAGGAGUACAAGUCAAGGUAUUUAGAGCUGAUAUUGCAAAUCAGUCGUCCUUUUUGUCUGCCAUGGAGGAUUGCUCACAGCAACUCCCACCAGUGAAAGGAGUGAUUCAAAUGGCGAUGAUACUUCGCGAUGGCGUGAUUGAGAAUAUGACAUACGAAGACUGGACAAUUCCGCUACGAACGAAAGUCCAAGGAACGUGGAAUCUCCAUCAAUAUUUCAACCACGACCGACCGCUUGAUUUUAUGAUAUUCUGCUCCUCCAUUUCCGGUAUCUGUGGCAAUCCAGGUCAAGCCCAGUACGACGCCGGAAACUCAUAUCAAGAUGCUUUGGCCCAUUAUCGCCACUCUCAAGGCCUGAAAGCAGUCUCGGUUAAUCUGGGAAUCAUGCUCGAUGUUGGUGUCAUUGCUGAAUCGGUCACUCAUAACUUCAAAACUUGGGAGCAGGUACUUGGUAUUAGAGAGCCCACAUUCCAUGCUUUGAUGAAGACUAUUAUCAAUAGCCAGCAAAACAGUCAAGGUGGAGAUUGGUCGCCUCAAAUUUGUGUUGGUCUGGGAACCGCCAACAUCAUGGCCGCCAAUAACCUUCCCAACCCUCCUUGGUUAGAAGACCCUCGAUUUGGACCUCUCGCUGUUUCAGAUAAGACCUUAUCGAGCAGUGCAGAUAGCGAAGGGUCGACCACAAUAUCUCUUGCCUCCAAACUUUCAGACGCUGGGAAUAACAAAGACCUAUCGCUAGCAGCCAAUAUCAUCACCGUCGCUCUGGUGGCCAAAAUAGCCGAGAUCCUGCGCAUCCCAUCGUCUGAAGUUGAUCCAAGUCGUCCGAUGUAUCAAUACGGUGUCGACUCGCUUGUUGCUCUUGAAGUGAGAAAUUGGAUUACGCGAGAACUGAAAGCCAAUAUGGCACUUUUGGAUAUUGUGGCGGCUACGCCGAUGGAAACUUUUGCGGCUCAAAUUUCUCAGAAGAGUAAGCUUGUGAUGGGUGUUUCUUGA